AUGGAAAACACGGUACCUCCAGGUACUGGAUCCUCCCAGGACACCCCCCCGUGGGCAUAUCAGUCCAGUUCCAGGCUCCUGCCCACGCAGGUGAAGGUCACCGCGACGGUGACGCCCGACCGCCUCAGUCAUCAAAUCGCCCCCAAGUACCCACCCGACGACGAAGGCUCUACCUGGUCUGCAGCCCACAAUGCUUCCGCGAGAUUCCUGCCUCCACUGCCAACCCCCCAAGCCGCGGACGUGGCUCCGGUCUCUUCCUAUCACAUUUGGAGGAAUGACCAUGUGGAUAUCUGCGACGAAUUCCUGCUCGGCCUCUGCCCUCGUUCUGACUCGUGCGGGAUGCACCACACGCCGUACCCAUUCUUCUGGCAACUGUAUAACAGCAUCACGGACAGCUGGGUGUUCCUCAAGUCCAGCGCCCAACGGCUACUGGAACGAAUGUACUGCAAUGUCAACCAGGAGACCGUCAUGCUCAAGCAUGGCCGCGUUGUUUUCACCCUGAAUCUGGAAGACAUGGAGAUCGUGGAUUACUACGUCUACACUUCUGCCAGGCGACUGUACAACUCUGAGAAUCGGCUCUGGAACCCGUAUUUUCCCGCAGUGUGGCGAAUCUACUGGUGGGACGACUAUAAUGAUUGGGUGGAGUACAACGAGGAGGUGUCUGAACUACUCCGGGCCAAAAUGGCCACCAAGGAGGUGGAGUGCUCCUUCACGGUGGAUUCGCGAGUGUACAGGGUGGACUUCAUCACCAUGACGCAGUGCAACGUCCAGUCGGGCUUCGUUAGGGACAUCCGCAUUCGACCCUUAUAUCGUUCAAUCGCAAGCCUUCACCCGCACCUCAAGUUGAUGGCUCUUCAACACCUCAUAUACAGGACAGGAGGCCAGAUGGAGCCCCUCCAGGCUGUUGUCGAUCCCAAGUUCAGCAUGGUUCCGAUGGAAGACACGUUAAUAACCCCCUUUUGGCGUCUGGGUGUGGAGGCGGACAGUUGCCUAGUGGACGUUCCGGUCGGCACAGAGGCCUUCUUCAAAGUCCAGAAAUUUUUUUACGAUAGCCUGCCUGAGACUAAGGUGGAUAUCGUCGUCAUCCAGCAGGUCCAAAACUUCCUGCAUUGGGACAAUUACCAAAGGAAGAAGAAGUCCAUGGUGGCAAAGUACGCCGAUUUAGACGUCUGUGUGGAGCGUCACCUUUUCCACGGUACUUCCAUGGAGGCGGCUGAGAGCAUUUGCCGCAACAACUUCGACCCACGCGUGACCCGCACCGACGGAAGGUCCUUGGGUUAUGUUACUUACUUCUCACCCUCUGCCAGUGUGUCCCACGUGUUUGCUGUCAGGACGCCGCCCGACGGGCUGCGCCACAUGUUCCUGGCCAAAGUCCUUGUGGGGAGGGUGUACUACCACCACACCCCGCCCCCGCCCGAGUGCAUAAUAGAUUUCUACGACACCUGCGUGAACUGCGAGUCCAAUCCAACUAAGUUUGCCAUUUACAACAGCAGCCAGUGUUACCCGUCCUACCUCAUCAGGUACAAAGAUCUGGAUGGCAUUGUCGAGCUCUGA
Molecule: messenger RNA, 1554 nt
Organism: Nerophis lumbriciformis (worm pipefish)
Lineage: Eukaryota; Metazoa; Chordata; Actinopteri; Syngnathiformes; Syngnathidae
Source: RefSeq, a predicted model, not a curated record